Loa loa (African eye worm) is the source of this 893-nucleotide messenger RNA. RefSeq lists its product as hypothetical. The record is from RefSeq and is a predicted model, not a curated record. Bases 1 to 771 code for a protein of 256 amino acids. The transcript has 5 exons. NCBI's taxonomy places the organism in Eukaryota, Metazoa, Nematoda, Chromadorea, Rhabditida, Onchocercidae.
AUGCAAUCGAUUAAGCGCUCGUUAUAUAUUGGUACUUCAGAAGAUUCCGUUCCAUCUGUAUUCGUUCAUACAUCACUAUCUUCUGUUCAUAAAACAAAGUCCUUUGAUUCUCUCGUUAUAAAGAUUUCCAACUGUUUAGCACAAGACGAUUUGAAUAAUAUUUGGAAUGAGCUGUCGAAAUUAGCCAAGAAGGCAAAUAUUGAUUUAUGUGACCACCUACCUAUAGCCCUUCCUGCUCAUAUGCAAAUGACGUUGCUGAAAGUUUUACGCAAAUGCGUUAAUGAAAAACUUUUCCACCGGGUGCUCACACUUCUUGUCCAUUCAAGACUGAUCACCGAAUCGAAAGCAUGCUGUAAAUUCAUUGAAUUAUUAGCUAGUAAAAGUCUUAUCCAAGAAGCGGUUGUUUUUUUGCGCUUUUCGCUAGUAGUGGAUGAUCGAACAUAUGCGACGUUUCUCAAAGUGUGUUCCAAUGAGUCAGUUUCAGAAAGCUUUGAUCUGCUUCUAGCUUUGUUAGAAAAGCCAGUUAACAGCUGGGGGUUACGACUGUUUGUUUCACAGGAAUUGACUGAAACUGAAGUUACGAUCCUCAUUGAACGACUGAUAUUAUUGGGCUGUGAAAGGAAGGGCGAUGAAUUAUUUGACAAGAUACUAAAGCUUGUGGCAGUUCUCGCUGAUAGCCAUUCACAGCGUUUUAUUUGGAAUGAAAAAUGUCACGCUGUAAUACGAAGUGUUUCUUCUUUUGCAGCAAUUAUGGUAUUCCUUAUUUCUUAGUGUCAUUUAGUUUGGGAUCUUAUUUCACAUCACUUAUGGGUAUAUUUUAUAGCUCUCGGCUAGCAUAUUUUGGUGGGUAUUUGGUUUUUAACGCUAAAGAAAUAUCUGCAAAUUUAACUUAG